Messenger RNA from Syngnathoides biaculeatus (alligator pipefish), 4386 nucleotides. Its product is annotated as transforming growth factor beta-1-induced transcript 1 protein-like. Bases 880 to 2544 code for a protein of 554 amino acids. The record is from RefSeq and is a predicted model, not a curated record. Lineage: Eukaryota; Metazoa; Chordata; Actinopteri; Syngnathiformes; Syngnathidae. The transcript is spliced from 11 exons.
AAAAGAAAUGCUAUUGCUUUAAUGAAUGUCAGAGUAUGUGAAUAAUAAUAAUAAUAAUAAUGAAGAAAAAGUGGUGAAAUCUCAUCGAUUUUCUCUUUUUUUGAGUAAAAAAGGUCUGUCUGAAGCCAAAGUAGAAAGUGCAGGAUGAGAUGGCGUAUAAUGUUAAAAUUCCACCUUGGCGCAGCCUAAUCGAGGAUGAAAGCACAGACGAUACAGUGCCCAAAAAGCUUAUUCUGUAUUUUAAAAAUACGAGACAUCAUACCAUUAAUCUUAAAACGACUUGGUAGCAACAUUCAGCUUUCAACAUGCAUUGCUAAAAUUAUUCUGCAAGCAAUAAUUCAGUUUUACACCGAGAAAAACAGACGGUGGUAUUAUUAUGGGUUAAAAAAAUUCAUGAAAUUCAUGAAACAAAGUUGCGAGCGAAAUUUCAGAUUUACAGAUCAGAGUUGGCUUGGUUUGGUUAGCAAAGUAUUUUUUAUUUUUUGUUUGUUGAAAUGUUCAUUGCAAGUUUGCAAAAAACACAAAUAAAAUUUGUUCUUCAGAUUUUCUGAUGGGAAUGUAAAUGCUGCAAUCUGAAUCUUUUAAAGAGGAAUGUAACUUCAAUGUUGUCAUCGUAACUGUAAAAAAAAAAAAAAAUCCCAUGUUGGGUAAUAACUUCAUCAUAAUAUUACUCAUAGACAGUUUCCCCUGCAUUUCAUCGUUGUUACACAUAUUUUAACAACUAAUGCAAUUAGAUCUCAUGGAACAUAGCGAAAAAUAAUAGUUCACGGUUAUCUAUCAAUUUAUAUAUUCAGAAGCAACUACCGAUGCUCCCCCCAUUUCAGAGCGGUCACGCAAACCAGCGAGCUUGUAAUGAAUCAUUAGUACGCAGGAAAAUGGAUGAUGUCAUGCAGCCGCGAAGCCCGACGUGGAGGAGGCGGGGGCGGGUGGAAUGGAAUUAAAAAAAAAAAAAAAAAACAACUGCCAAAAGUUCUUCCUCCUUUGCAUCAUUUCCAAGCUGGCAUGUCUGGACUGUUUUUUAAAAAAAGUAUUUGUGACGCCUUAAAAGUGCGGCGCUGUGUUUGCAAUGAAGUUGUGAAGCUGUCUCGUUUCUCCUCAGGACUGCCUGAGCCGCUUAACUACCCUCUCAGUCCUCGUAUUGUUGUCUUUGACGCCCUCCUCGCUGAUUUGGAGAACACCGGCUCCCCUCUCGCCCGUCGCCCGGUCCUCCUGACGUCGGACCCGCCGACGCACGACGACCCGGCCGAGCGGGACCCCGCCGAGGCCCGGCCCCCGCCGCCCGCCUACACCCCGCAGCAGACAGUUUCCGCCGCCAUGAAGUCCUCGCAAAACUCCAACCCAGACAAACUAUACAGCACGGUGUGUAAAUCCCGUUCACCCCGCUCAGCUGAUCCUACUCCUCCUCCUCCUCCUGCUCCAGCCUUCUCCUCCUCAUCCCUACUAGGAGGAGGUCUCAGUGAACUGGACCAUCUGCUGCAGGAGCUGAACGCCACGCAGUUCAACAUCACAGAUGAGAUCCUGGCCCAGUUUCCCACUUCUAAAGAUGACAAAGGAAAAGAUAAGGACUACGCCAUUUCCAACGCCGCAAAACCUUCAGCGACAUCCGCCACGUUGGAGUUGGACAAACUGAUGGCGUCUCUCUCCGACUUCCGCGUCCAAAGCACACCGGCUGUUCCUGUCAGUCCAGUGAUGACCACGACAACACCGCCGCAGCAGCCACAGCAGCAGCAGCAGGCGGUCUCUCCACAAGCUUCAUCGGGCGGCUCGUUGGACAGCAUGCUGGGCCUCCUCCAAUCUGACUUGACCCGGCAAGGGGUCCAAACAUCCUCCAAAGGAAACUGUUCAGCCUGUCAGAAGCCGGUCGUGGGACAGGUGGUGACGGCUCUGGGCAAGGUGUGGCACCCCGAGCACUUUGUGUGCACGCAAUGCGAAACGGAGCUGGGCAGCCGCAACUUCUUCGAGAAGGACGGCCGGCCGUACUGCGAGUCCGACUACUUCACGCUCUUCUCCCCUCACUGCGCGCACUGCAACAAGCCCAUACUAAAUAAAAUGGUGACUGCCUUGGACAAGAACUGGCACCCCGAAUGUUUCUGCUGCGUCAAGUGCGGCCGCGCGUUUGGCGAGGAAGGCUUCCACGACCGCGAGGGCCAGCAGUACUGCCAGCAGUGCUUCCUGACUUUGUUCGCCUCUCGCUGUCAAGGCUGCAGCCAGCCCAUCCUGGAAAACUACAUCUCGGCCCUCAACUCGCUGUGGCACCCGCAGUGCUUCGUGUGCAGGGAGUGUUACAGCCCCUUCGUCAACGGCAGCUUCUUCGAGCACGAGGGCAAGCCGCUGUGCGAGGCCCACUACCAUCAGUCGCGGGGCAGCGUGUGCCAGGCGUGCCAGCAGCCCAUCCUGGGCCGCUGCGUCACCGCCAUGGGGGCCAAGUUCCACCCCCACCACCUGGUGUGCCACUUCUGCCUGAAGCCGCUGAGCAAAGGCUGCUUCAAGGAGCAGGAGAACAAGCCCUACUGCCACCCGUGCUUCGUCAAGCUCUUCGGCUGAGGAUCCGGAUGACCUCCUCCUCUUCCUUCCUUUUUGUUUUAUUUUUCUAUUUUAAUUUUAUUUUAAUACUUUGGCAACGAGGGUGGAGCAGUUUAUUUUUUUUUUUUGAAGAGUGCAGUGAACCCCUGCUAAUCACGGGGUGAUGGGACCAAGCCCAAAGUGAAAAUCUCCAUUGACGAACAGCCCUCCCGAAAAAUUGCAGUUCCCUAUAUGUGCCACAUGAUGGCAGCAAAGCACUUUUUCCUCUAUUAGACAAGGCUAUGGCGUUACUAAGUAAAGGGUCUAACCUCACAUCAACAUGUUUCCUAGGCUUAAAAUGGCACCAGAUCAACACUUUAAUAUUAAACAUAGCUUGGUCUUAGCCCAAGAAUAACAAAUGGGGAAAUUUUCUGCGGAUUACACAGGAUCGGUUCUAAAAAUGAGCAAAUUUGCCAGUGCCGUGAAUAUGUCGGGGAUCACUUGACAGUGUUCCCCCGCUGUUCACGUGGGAUAGAUCACGAGCCCUGCCGCAAAUGGCGGAAAGUCACAAUUUAACGACAUCCCCCCCAAAAAGGGCUAUAUCGUUUCCCAAAAACGCCACAAGGUGGCGACAAAACGCAAAGCUCCGGAAUUCAUGUCGACAACCUCGUUUCUUGCCAUGAAGUGGACAAAAGGUGACGCCAAAGCAAUACUUUUAUAUUUGAUAGUGCUUUGACUCGACCGCCCCCCCAAAAAAAUCAGAGAAUAUGCAGGUAUCAGUACAUGGGGUGGGCAAAGUAUGGCUCGGGGGCUCGCCUUUCUGUAAGCAUUUACCAAAAGCCCAAUAAUAAUUUUUGCAUUAAUUUAGUUAUUUUCCCCUUCUUUUGGUUAGCUUAAAUGUAUUUCUUUCUUGUUUCUUAUUCAUUGAUAUUGUUAAAUAAUAAUCUAAUUUAUUGGUCAGUAUUUUAAAAGUGGUAUGUACAUAAUUUUAAAAAAAUCUAUUUUACACAUAAAUUUACAAACACAAAAAAAUUUAAAACAAGAAAGAAUCCCUGUUUUUUUCCCAAGUCCAUUUUUAAUUUUCUCCCAGCUUAUCUGCAAAUGAUGUGUGACCCAUCUCUUCAUUUUAAAAAUCAUACGUGGCCACAGAGCACAGUUAUUUGCCCACCCCUAUCUUUGAUUAUCUUAAAAAAAAUGUAUUUUUUUCUUUUUACAUGCUUGUGUUUUUUUUCACAUAACGCGCUGAUUCAAAUGCCUUUUUCUACCAAAGAUAGAAAACAAUAAAUAUAUUGAAGGAUUGUUUUAGGUUGCAGACCGAAUAUGUUACUGCACAUAUUUUUUUUUUAUUUUUUUUUUUACAUUGACCGCUACCGCUGCAUAUGUUGAGUAGGACCAAUGAAGCUGUCACACGCUAAGUAUCGGUUUACAUUAUUGUUUCACAAAUACUGUAUGCACUUUGCCAAACAUUCUUCCAAAGAAUAAAAAAAAAAACACCCAUUUUAACAAUGUUUCAUUUGUGCUUUUCAUUUUUUUUUUCGCUUUAUGAGAUUUUUCUAUGCAAUAUUUAAUGAGAAGAAAGAGAAAAUAUUAGCUACACUUGCACCAUGCAAUGUGAUCCAGGAUGUUGAAAUAUUUUCCUGCCUUUACAAAGAUAAUAAAGUUCUCUUGUGAUUGCCAGUGUCAUAAAAGUGUCACAUUUGAAUAUGUCAAGUAUUGCAGUUGUAUUUUGCAAAGAAUGCAUCAGGUGUGUAUCACAAAUUUUGUCCAUAUGUGUACAAGUACAAAAAUCUCAGUAUGAUAAUUUAGCCCCACUGGGAGCUGCAGUCCUCGUAAUAAACAUUGCCUACUUUCUAAUAAAAUACCAUCAAUCAUCUUUGACUUUGU